CAAUAUCUACCUGAUUCUUGCUUUCUUUGUUUCUUCCCUUGUUUGAUGCCAAACCAAUUAGUAACCCUUUUGUAGCCAAGCAAGAACACAUUUCUUGGUCUUGGAAUAUAUAUUCUUGUGGCGAAAUGAAGUGCUUGGAGGGAAUGGAGUUCUUUGUGUACAAACGAAAAGAAACAAACCCAUAUUGCAAACAUUCGAAGCAGAGAGAUUCAAAUCCCUAAACCAAAAGGGAAUAUGGAAAGUGGUGAUCGAGUUAGUAGAUGGGAAGGGUAUGUGGAUUGGAGGAAGAGGCCGGCUUUGAAAGGCCGCCAUGGGGGAAUCAUUGCGGCAGCGUUUGAUCUUGUUGUGGAGAUAUUGGAGAAUUUGGCGUUCUUGGCAAAUGCAAGCAACUUGGUGAUGUACUUGUCGCAUUACAUGCACUUUUCUCCAUCAAAAUCAGCCAACAAUGUCACAGAUUUCAUGGGAACUGCCUUCCUUCUUGCCCUCCUUGGUGGCUUUCUUUCUGAUGCCUUUUUCACCUCUUAUCUCAUCUACCUCAUUAGUGCUGCCAUUCAAUUACUCGGAUUGGCAGUGUUGCUGAUACAAGCCAAGAUACCAUCGCUGAUGCCUCCUCCCUGCUAUCGCCACGCAAAUCAUGGCACCAUGUGCCAAGAAGCGAGCGGUGGUAAAGAAGCAAUGUUGUUUGCUGGGCUAUAUCUGGUGGCGUUGGGAGUCGGUGGCAUAAAAGGGUCGCUGCCGUCGCAUGGGGCGGAGCAGUUUGAUGACAGUACCCCACAUGGCAGGAAAAGGAGAUCCAGUUUCUUCAACUACUUUGUGUUUUGUCUGUCAUGUGGUGGGCUAAUUGCAGUCACACUGGUGGUGUGGGUCGAAGACAACAAAGGCUGGGAGUGGGGCUUUGGAAUUGCAAUGCUCAGCAUAGUUUUGUCCAUGAUUGUGUUCUUUGCAGGCUCCCCUCUUUACCGCAACAAAAUACCUAAUGGAAGCCCAUUCACAACAAUUAGCAAGGUUUUAGUAGCUGCAAUGUUUGGUUGCUGCAUUGGCAUGAACUCACGAAACUCGAUAUCGAGUAUGGAGAUGAGCCCGGCUCUUGAUGACAAGGAAGCUAUACAAAAUGAAAAGGAAAGACAUUCAACAGAUGAGGUGGAAGAGCCAUCAGAGAGCCUCAAGUUUCUAAAUAAUGCAGCUCUGAACAAGCCAUUCUAUUCAGCAUUAGAAUGUACAGUGAAAGAAGUUGAAGAAGUGAAGAUUGUGUUGAGAAUUCUACCAAUAUUUGCUUGCACUAUCAUCCUCAACUGCUGUGUAGCUCAGCUAUCUACAUUUUCGGUGGAACAAGCAUCAACAAUGGACACCAAAAUAGGUUCUUUCAAAGUUCCACCUGCAUCUCUCCCUAUAUUCCCAAUACUCUUCAUCAUGUUCCUUGCGCCGAUAUAUGAUCACAUAAUCAUCCCGUUUUCUCGGAGAAUAACGAAAACCGAAACGGGGAUCACUCAUCUUCAGAGGAUUGGAGUUGGGUUACUUUUCUCUAUUGGAGCCAUGGCUGUUGCAGCAGCUGUUGAGACUAAGCGCAAGAGAGUAGCCACCAAACACGGACUACUCAACUCGGCUCAGCCAUUGCCCAUCUCGUUCCUUUGGAUUGCCAUCCAGUACUUGUUUCUGGGAUCAGCAGAUCUUUUCUCAUUGGCUGGAUCAUUGGAAUUUUUCUUCACAGAAGCACCUGCAAGUAUGAGAUCCUUGGCUACAUCUCUAUCCUGGGCUUCUCUGGCUAUGGGGUACUAUCUUAGCUCAGUGGUUAUAUCAAUAAUCAACAACGUCACAGAUAGAUCAGACCACCAGCCAUGGCUGUCGGGAAGAAAUCUAAACCAUUAUCACCUUGAGAGAUUCUACUGGUUGAUGUGUGUGCUCAGUGGAUUAAACUUUGUGCACUACUUAUUUUGGGCUAUGCAGUACAAGUACAGACCAAAAGCACGACAAUAGAUAGAUAUAGAUAUAGAUAUGAUGCAGUAAUACUUACAGGGUUUCACAGAUUUAUUCAAAUAGAUUGAAAUUCCCGCCUUCCAUCCAGUGGAGAGAAUCUUGACAAGCACUGCAAAUGCUCUUAUCUUUCAGCUGGCAUGAGUCAGACAGAAUGGAAGGGUAAAUUUUUCAGGUGGGCGGAGAAUGAAAUGACUUGUAUCAGUGAAUCUGUGAUGCGUGGGAGAGAAUUAACUAUUCGCCAAAGCAUCUUUUUAUCAACCUCUUUGUAUUUGGUUUCCAUUAAUUGAAUCUUUCUUAUUGCA
This is a messenger RNA of Cucurbita moschata (crookneck pumpkin), 2276 nucleotides long. RefSeq names its product protein NRT1/ PTR FAMILY 4.6-like. Gene Ontology annotation, molecular function: transmembrane transporter activity. The coding region runs from base 235 to 1974 and encodes 579 amino acids. NCBI's taxonomy places the organism in Eukaryota, Viridiplantae, Streptophyta, Magnoliopsida, Cucurbitales, Cucurbitaceae. The transcript is spliced from 6 exons. Gene Ontology annotation, biological process: transmembrane transport. The record is from RefSeq and is a predicted model, not a curated record. Gene Ontology annotation, cellular component: membrane.